Messenger RNA from Brassicogethes aeneus, 396 nucleotides. The record is from the annotation of a GenBank genome assembly. NCBI's taxonomy places the organism in Eukaryota, Metazoa, Arthropoda, Insecta, Coleoptera, Nitidulidae.
AUGAAUUUGAAGUAUUUCCAUCUAAAGAACGGCGUUUUACUACAAAGAAAAAAUGGAUUACACCACGAUUAUGUACCGCACGAUAAAGCGAAGGUGUCGGACCGACAGGCGAUGCAUAUUUUGAUGGCAACAGUAGAGGCUUUGGAGAUUCCUGCCGAUAAUGUAGUCUUGAUUCGUACCUCUUUACAGCAGUUGCGUCAAAACAAUCGGCACUAUCAAUUUGGCGAAGCAAAGUCUGAAUUCCUCGAUAACUUAAGUAUAAACGAUCGUUUGGUGGUUCAUUGGGACGGAACAAUUUUGGCCGAUUUAGUGGGCAGAUCCAACGUGGAUCGGAUAGCAGUUCUCGUAAGCUACAAUGGAACUUCUCAGUUUUUGGGCGCUCCCAAAAUUGAAUGA